AUGUGGCUCUCCAUCAUUAAUCCCAGUUAUAUCGGACAGUUUUUUAGCUCUAACGUUUGGGACUGGUGUUGCGUGAAUUUAAAGGAAAAGGCAGGGCAGGUUAAUGAACAAUGGCGAGUACUCUUUGUCAUUGUGCGCUGGCUUCUUGGGAAGCGAAGGAACGAAAAAUUGUUUGAUGAUAAAAGUAUCAAUGCCCACGCGAUCCUAGGCAAAGCAAAAGCGAUCCUGACAAGCUUUACGGCAGCAACAAUUCAGUUGAAACAGAUUAAUAUUCAGGGAGCUAGAAAACAUACUUCCUUGCAACCUACCAAAAUGAUGGGAGGGGGAGUUACUGUUCUGGUGGAUGGAGCCUAUUCUCACUUUAAUGGCCGAGCCGGUUGUGGAGGAACAAUUAUAGUGAAUGGAGGUACUGUUCUUGAAGCGUUUAUGCUGUCUCUCAAUGAAGGAUAUCCCUUAAUUGCAGAAUUAUGGGCGUGUUUGAUCGGGCUCAAACGAGCUUGGGAAGGAGGACACAGAAGAGUUUGUCUUUUUAGUGACUCAUUGGAGACAAUACAUCUACUACAGGAGGGAGAUAAUGAACUCCAUGAGAAUUGGGCUUUGAUUAAAGAAUGCAGCAGCAUGAUCCAAAGCAAAUGGCUUGUGGAACUUUGUCAUAUAGGAAGAGAAGAAAAUCUUGAAGCAGACGCACUAGCUAAGCGAGCUCUAUCCUUGCCACCAGGAUUGCAUCUCACUCAUCUUGAGGACUCCUCUGAUGUUGUUUCUCGUCAUUUAGCUUAG
Molecule: messenger RNA, 777 nt
Organism: Neltuma alba
Lineage: Eukaryota; Viridiplantae; Streptophyta; Magnoliopsida; Fabales; Fabaceae
Exons: 1
Coding region: 1-777 (258 amino acids)
Molecular function (GO): nucleic acid binding; RNA-DNA hybrid ribonuclease activity
Source: RefSeq, a predicted model, not a curated record